CGAGCCUGAAUUAAACGGGUUUCAUUGGUUGCAGUGCAUGGUUCCUUCUUUUCUUGCUGAACGAGAGUCAACAUGCCGCCUAAGCAACAACAAAAAGGGAAAGUUCCUCCCAAAAAGACCGACAAGCCAAAGUCACAGGGUGGCAAGGCUAAAAAGAAGAAGUGGUCAAAGGGAAAAGUUCGUGACAAGUUGAACAACUUAGUAUUGUUUGAUAAAGCUACAUAUGAUAAAUUUUAUAAAGAAGUUCCUAGUUAUAAACUUAUAACACCAUCGGUUGUGUCUGAAAGAUUGAAAAUCAGAGGAUCUCUUGCAAGAGCUGCCCUUAAAGAACUGCUAUCAAAAGGAUUGAUCAUUGAAGUCGUAAAGCACCAUUCCCAAGUCAUCUACACAAGAAACCCAACAAAAGAAGCUGAAACAUAGAUUUAUGUAUGAUGCACUACAAUGAAUAAAUCUUUGUGUAUUUAA
This is a messenger RNA of Saccoglossus kowalevskii, 465 nucleotides long. Its product is annotated as small ribosomal subunit protein eS25-like. The record is from RefSeq and is a predicted model, not a curated record. NCBI's taxonomy places the organism in Eukaryota, Metazoa, Hemichordata, Enteropneusta, Harrimaniidae.